AUGGCAGCGUCGCAAGUUACGCCUGGGGCAGCGAUCAAGCUGGGCCUCGACGAGCUCCAAGCCAUCUUUGAGCGAUUGCCGUUCAUUGAGCAGGCGCUGACGGUAAGCCGCCUGAGCCGGGAGUGGCGCGAGUGGUCCGACGCCCGCUGCGGCCCUUGGUGCGGACCCGGCGACGGAGCCAUCGCUGGCGACCAAGACUCGGAGGCCCACCGCGACGCCGCCUCGGGCCCGGACGCCGCCUCCACCUGCGCCCGCUGCGGCUCCCGCCGCGCGCGCCUGGAGGCGUCCUCGCCGCGCGCGCCGCUCUGGGCGGUGCGCGACCACUGGCCGGGGCUGUCGUGGCGCCAGGAGUUGGUGGCGGUGCAGCGCGCGGCGCGGCACGGAGAUCUUGAAGUUCUGCAGUGGCUCCACCAGGCGGGCCUCUAUACCUUCCACGCCGGCGGCCUGACGGUGCUGACCCUCGCCGCCCACGGCCACGCCGACGCGCUGCGCUGGGCGGCCGACGAGGCCGGCGCGCUGUGGCACGAGGACGCGUGCGCCGCGGCCGCGCGGGGCGGGCACCUUGGAGUGCUCGCGGUCGCGCACGCGCGGGGGCGCCUGGCCCCGGAGGAGCGGGAGCGGUGCAGGCGGGCGGCGAAGGGGGACCCUGCUGUCUGCGAGUGGCUGGACGGCCUGAUGCUGCUGGACCUGGCGCUGGAGUGA
Monoraphidium neglectum is the source of this 702-nucleotide messenger RNA. RefSeq lists its product as hypothetical. Bases 1 to 702 code for a protein of 233 amino acids. The record is from RefSeq and is a predicted model, not a curated record. NCBI's taxonomy places the organism in Eukaryota, Viridiplantae, Chlorophyta, Chlorophyceae, Sphaeropleales, Selenastraceae. The transcript has a single exon.